AUGUCCUCUGAAUCCGAUUCCCUCCCACCAGGAGUCCCGCCCCUGCCACCAUACGUGGUAGUCUUUGGGCCCAGAGCAAACUGCACACUCGAGAUAUGUCCCGUGGAGAUCUCCGUGUACGGUUACCGACCGUCCCUUGCCGCCAACGUCUCCUUCAUCGCGCUGUUCACAGUCUCGGCCUUGAUCCAUACCUACCUCGGCAUUCGGUGGAAGCAAUGGUGGUACAUGGCAUGUAUGAACAUUGGUGCUGUGAACGCUGUUAUUGGCUAUGCAGGGAGGGUUAUGAUGUGGUAUAACCCGUUUAAUUUUGCUGCGUUUAUGAUGCAGAUUAUUUGCAUCUCAACAGGACCGGUCUACUACUGUGCUGCCAUCUACAUCACCCUUGCUCUUUCCAUCAACUACUUCGCCCCGGACCUGUCCCGCUUCAAACCCUCACUAUUCUACUACAUCUUCAUUACCUGUGAUAUUAUCUCCUUGAUUCUCCAAGCAGCCGGCGGCGGGCUGUCCACAUCUACAUCCGGCCAGAGCCAGAUGGGCGUCGACCUUGCGCUGGCUGGACUAAGUUUCCAGGUCUUCACCAUGCUUGUCUUUUGCUUCUUCUUCGCCGACUACCUGAUUCGAUAUUUCCGGUCUGGGCGGUGGAAAAACAGGGCUCACGAUGGAUCAUCAACCCGACUGAAGCUCUUUUUUAGCUUCAUGGUAUUGGCCAUCUUGCUGAUUCUUGCGCGCUGCGCGUACCGAUUGGCCGAGCUGCAUGAGGGGUAUAGAUCCGAGGGGCUGAUCCGUGACGAAGGGUUGUUCAUUGCAUUGGAAGGAGUUAUGGUUCUCGCUUCUGUGUAUUGCCUUAUGGUUGGACACCCGGGCUUGGUCUUCAAAGCAAAGAAGGACUCGGCAUCGGGGGAUCCUAGUAGCGAGCAGGAGCUCCAAGAAUAUCCUGGUCGAUAAGAGCCGCACGAGAGUUUGCACUGGGCUCAAUUGGAGAAGCAGGAGAUGGAUGCACGAAGCAGCGGGGCAUAUGGGCAGAGUAUGGAAGCAACCUGGCCUCGGGCUUAAUCUAAUUGGAAGUCCAGUCUGCUUUAUAAAUGUACUAGU
Messenger RNA from Canariomyces notabilis, 1092 nucleotides. Its product is annotated as parasitic phase-specific protein PSP-1. Gene Ontology annotation, cellular component: plasma membrane; fungal-type vacuole. The record is from RefSeq and is a predicted model, not a curated record. The coding region runs from base 1 to 945 and encodes 314 amino acids. The transcript is spliced from 4 exons. Lineage: Eukaryota; Fungi; Ascomycota; Sordariomycetes; Sordariales; Chaetomiaceae.